This is a messenger RNA of Suricata suricatta (meerkat), 1073 nucleotides long. Its product is annotated as melanoma-associated antigen 9-like. Bases 134 to 841 code for a protein of 235 amino acids. Gene Ontology annotation, biological process: negative regulation of transcription by RNA polymerase II. The transcript has 2 exons. Gene Ontology annotation, cellular component: nucleus. The record is from RefSeq and is a predicted model, not a curated record. NCBI's taxonomy places the organism in Eukaryota, Metazoa, Chordata, Mammalia, Carnivora, Herpestidae.
GCCAGCAUCUGCCUCCUUGUCCUCCUCUACCUCCCUGUCGUCCUCCUCCUCUGCCCAGGAGGAGGGGUCUGAUGCUGCUGGGUCGGCGAGUCCUCCCCAAUGCCCUCAGAGCGCCUGCCCCUCCCCCAGUGCCAUGGCAGGCACUCCGGGGAGCCAGUCCAACAAGGGCAGCAGCAGCCCCGAUGAGGAGGGGUCGAGCACCUGGGGGGCCGAGGCAGUAGCCCGGGCCUCGCUCUCAGAUGCGCUGCGCAUGCAGGUGGCUGACCUGGUGUUCUUUCUGCUGCUCAAGUAUCGGAGCAAGCAGCCGACCACACAGGCGGAGAUGCUGACGGUGGUCAGCCAAGACGACCAGGACCAGUUCCCCGAGAUCUUCCGCCAGGCCUGCCAGUACCUGCAGGUGGUCUUAGGAGUGGACGUGAAGGAAGUGGACCCCGGCGAGCACUCCUACAUCCCGGUCCCCGUCCUGGGCCUCAGCUGUGAUGGUACACCGAGUGGUAGGCAGGGCAUGCCCAAGACGGGUCUCCUGGUGCUGGUCCUGGGGGUGAUCCUCGUGAAGAACAACCACGCCCCUGAGGAGGAGAUGUGGAGAGAGCUGGGGGUCAUGGGGGUGUAUCCCGAUAAGGAGCACAUACACUACGGGGAGCCCAGGGAGCUGCUCACCCAUGUCUGGGUGCAGGAAGGGUACCUGGAGUACCGGCAGGUGCCCGGCAGCGAGCCCGCCCGCUUUGAGUUCCUGUGGGGGCCCAGGGCCCACGCGGAAACCAGCAGCCUGCAGGUGCUGCAGCAUAUCCUCAUGGUCAACAGCAGAAGGUUUCAGGAUCUUUGGCGGCUCAGUGUGUGAGUGGCAUCCAAGCCACUGUUCUUCGAACUUGUCAUGUUCAAGUGUCAGGGUGUUGCCAUUUGCUGCAAGGAGCCGGGAACCCUCCUGUCCUCGUCUGGGAUCCAGAGGGGAAUCUCGGUGCCUGCCUGGGCACAGGGAUGUCUUGCAAACGUGGAAGACCUUGGCAGUGACGUGCUGUGGUCCGGAAAGCAGGAAAUAAACGCCAUGACUCAUUCGUUCUUGGCUUCUCACC